AUGACAGAAAAGGUGUUGGUGCGACCGGUCACAGUUACAUUGGCUAGUAUCAGCAGAGCAGGAUCCCCUCCUCCUCCACAUUACAAUAGGCUCUCCUCCCUCCCACACAGCGCAGGCCCUGGGUGCACCAGUGGCUGCUGUUGCGGUCCGUGUCCCUCAUCCCGCCGCGCAGUGGACGUGUCCGCCGGGCCGAACAUGGCCGCGGCUCCGGAGGAGGACGUGGACCGCAGACCGAUCCGGAGGGUUCGCUCCAAGAGCGACACGCCUUAUAUCAACGAGGCACGGAUCUCCCUGCACCUGGACACAGGUAGGCAGCGUGUGCACGGAGCUCUGCUCAUGUCUGGGGGCGUUUUCUCCUUUUCCUUUUCUCUCAGUGAUGACAGUGAUGUUAGCAUGUGUCCUGUUGCUGUGACCCUCACUGCCCCAUGCUCCUCUGCUGCACCUCUCUGGAGCUAA
Messenger RNA from Knipowitschia caucasica, 456 nucleotides. The record is from the annotation of a GenBank genome assembly. NCBI's taxonomy places the organism in Eukaryota, Metazoa, Chordata, Actinopteri, Gobiiformes, Gobiidae.